AUGAGCCCAGGAGAACAGCUGACAGAUAACAACCACAGCAGCGUUGCCUUCAACAGUGGCAUCCUGUUUAACAUCUUCAUUCAUGAUCUGGAUGAUGUGGCACAGUGUCAUCUCAGCAAGUUUGAAGAGAAAAGAAGAGAAGGAGGAGUGGCUGGUGUGACAGUAGGUUGUGCUGCCAUCCAGAGGGAUCUUGAUGGUCCGGAGAAAUGGUCUGACAGGAACCCCAUUAACCUCCAGGGUGUGCCCGUCGCUUACGACAACAUCAAAGUGGUGGGUGAGCUCGGGGACAUCUACGACGACCAAGGGUUCAUCCACCUGAACAUCGAGGCGGACUUCGUCAUCUUCAGCCCCAAGAAAGGGAAAAAACUGGUGGGUGUCAUUAAUAAGGUGGCCCCUAGUCACAUUGGCUGCCUGAUACAUGGAUGCUUCAAUGCUUCUAUACCGAAACCUGAACAAAUGUCGAUUGUACAGUGGCAAGAGCUGGGGUUAAAAAUAGGGGAUGAGCUGAAAUUUAAAGUACUGCACUUGGAUUCUGAUGCAGCUGGAGUGUUCUUCAUUCGAGGAGGACUCACAAAAAGCAGCAUGAAGCCCAAACAAUCUGAGACCAUCACUGACAGUACAAAUGGAGAUGAAAGUCAACAUUUUGACCAUCAGGAAAAUGGCUUGAAUGACUGUGGGGGAGAUAAUGUCACAGAGGAGCCUCUAUGUGAGAUGGAUAACAGUGGCGGGCAAAAUGCAGAAGAGCAAAGUGUUGAAUCUGUGAAUGAAGUAUCUGAUGAUAAAAAGAAGAAGAAGAAAAAGAAAAAACAUAAGCAGGAAGAACAGGAACAUAAAAAACAUAAACAGGAAGAACAGGAACAUGUAUUGCCUACCAGUGACUCCAGUGGUUACCAAAGUGACCACAAAAAGUCAAAGAAAAAGAAAAGAAAGCAUUGUGAAGUUGAAGAAAGUGAAUUAUCUCAGCUGUCAGAAGAACCCAAAGCUAAAAAGAAAAGGGACUAA
Messenger RNA from Chaetura pelagica (chimney swift), 1002 nucleotides. RefSeq names its product TWIST neighbor (gene POLR1F). Gene Ontology annotation, biological process: DNA-templated transcription initiation. Bases 1 to 1002 code for a protein of 333 amino acids. Lineage: Eukaryota; Metazoa; Chordata; Aves; Apodiformes; Apodidae. The record is from RefSeq and is a predicted model, not a curated record. The transcript has 5 exons. Gene Ontology annotation, cellular component: RNA polymerase I complex.